AUGACACCUGCCCCGAUAGAAGUUGCUGCCCAAGAGGACGUGGAUGCCCCUGCGGCGCCAGCGCAGACAGCGACAGAGGCAGGAACAGAGGCAGUGAUUCAUAUGGGAACUGUACGCAACCCACCACUACCAUCACUAUCAUGUCCCUACACCCUCUCUGAUCCUCUCGAAACCCUUCUGGUUACAAUACACCUAACGUAG
Marasmius oreades (fairy-ring Marasmius) is the source of this 201-nucleotide messenger RNA. RefSeq lists its product as uncharacterized. Lineage: Eukaryota; Fungi; Basidiomycota; Agaricomycetes; Agaricales; Marasmiaceae. The transcript has a single exon. The coding region runs from base 1 to 201 and encodes 66 amino acids. The record is from RefSeq and is a predicted model, not a curated record.